Molecule: messenger RNA, 3770 nt
Organism: Seriola dumerili (greater amberjack)
Lineage: Eukaryota; Metazoa; Chordata; Actinopteri; Carangiformes; Carangidae
Gene: paxip1
Product: PAX interacting protein 1
Exons: 23
Coding region: 84-3512 (1142 amino acids)
Biological process (GO): positive regulation of transcription initiation by RNA polymerase II
Cellular component (GO): nucleus
Source: RefSeq, a predicted model, not a curated record
UUCGGUUCGCUCCAAAGCAGCGGCUGCACCGACGUUUCCCUCUCUCAGCCUCGGUCUGAAGCCUGGGACGUUCAUGGACAGUCAUGUCUCAGGAGGAAAAUGCUGUUUCAGAGGAACUUUUCAAAGAUGUCAAAUUCUACGUGGUGGGGGACAUUGACCAAAAGGUGGUGCAGCUGCUGAAAGCGGGAAAAGGGAAGGAGGUGUCCUACAAUGCCCUGGCCACCCACAUCAUCGCAGAGGAUGGGGACAACCCUGAGGUGGGCGAGUCCAGAGAAGUUUUUGACCUGCCCGUUGUCAAGCCGUCCUGGGUGAUCCUCUCAGUCCGCUGUGGAGACCUGCUACCAGUCACUGGAUUCUCCCCAGAAUCAGGACAGAUUUUCUUUGGUGUGACAGCUUGUCUUCCCAGGCUUCCAGAUGAUCUCAAUGCCCUGUGGGCUUACGUUACCUUUUAUGGAGGAGAAUGUCAGCUUAACCUCAACAAGAAGGUCACCCACUUAGUGGUGAAGGAACCAAAGGGGGCCAAGUUUGAGUGUGCCCUGAAACACCCUGGCAUCAAGAUCGUCACCCUGGACUGGAUCACAGACUCUGUUAAAGACAAAAGCAAGAAGGAUGAGGCGCUCUAUCACCCCAGACUAACGUACGUGGAGCCUGAGGAAGAGGAGGAGAGCGAAGCAGAGUCAUAUGACCAGCACUCCCAAUCAGAUGGAAGCUACAGAUCCCGGAUGUCCAGCGGCGGCUCGUCAGGCGAGGAGUCCAGCCCCCGCAGACGACCAGGACCCAAAAAACUGAAUUCUGUGUCUCCGACAUCGCCCAAGAAACCGGAGCGCCGCAGCGAGCGCAUGUUCGAUGACUCCGAUGAUGACUCGUCCACAGAGAAGGAGGGUACCAACCUCAACUGGACGCCAGCUGAAGUUGUCACGCCGACACCGCCUAUUCCGACCGGCACAGCCAGACGGCGAGGCGGGCCGCCCGGCAGCAAAGACCCUGUGUCAUCUACAGGCAGUGGGCUCAUCAACCUGUGUGCCACUGUGCCUCCUGUACCUGGCAGCGGAGGAGCCAUACCUGCAGAGGCUCGCUCUGCUGCUGCCGCCAUUAGUCACAGCACACAGCAGGGUCUGUCAGUUCCAGAGGGAAUCCCUGGGUGGAGUCCAGCUGCGAGAACCCUCCGCAACAUCACUAACAACUCUGACAUGCAGCCAGCUAAUCGACCUGCCAACGUAGCACACAUCAUCCAGAAUCUGACAGCCAAUCAGACAAAGCCACUGGAGCAGCAGCCUAAUCAGAGCCACGCUCAGACCCCCAACAGCACCAACCCUCUUCUGUUCAGUCAGUCCAAACUGGCCGGCCAGCCCCUCACAGCAGAGCAGCAGCAACAGUUACUGCAACAGCAACAGUCGCACCAGGCUGCCCAGCAGCAGCAGCAUCAACAGCCACCACAGCAACCGCAGCAUCCCAUGAUGCACCUCCAGCAGCAGCAUCAGAUGAUGCAGCUACAUCACCAACAGCAACAACAACAGCAACAACAUCAACAACAGCAGCAGCCUCAGGUUGCGCAGCAACAAGGGUUCCCACAGUUGCCCCAACAGCAGCAACAGUUCCUGCAACAACAGCAGCAAAUGCACCAACAGAUGUUUUCGCAGCAGCAGCAGCAACAACAACAGCAGCAACAGCAGCAGCAGCAGCAGCAUGCGUUCUCCCAGCAGCAGCUGCGGCCGCAGCAGCUCCUGCGGCCUGGUUUACAGCAGCUGCAGCAGCAACAAGCUCUGCAACAACAGCUCCAACAGUUCCAGCAGCAGCAACGUAUGCAGAUGUUACAGCAACAGCAGCAACAGCAGAAUCAACAGCAGUUACACCAACAGCAUCUACAGCAGCAGCAGCAGCAGCAGCAGCAACAGCAGCAGCAGCAGCAGCAGCAUUUCCUACAACAGCAGCACAUGCAGCAGAUGCAGCAGCAGCAGCAGCACCUGCAGAAUCAGCAGCAGCAGCAGACUCUGCAGCAUCAGAACCAGCAGGUCCUGCAGCAGCAGACCACCACGCUGCAGCCUCAGCUGCAGCAGCCUCCUCACGUCUCCCAGCUGUUUGGACACGAACUGGGACAAGAAAUCCCACAGGACGGUUUCCUGCUCGGCUGUGUGUUUGCUAUUGCUGACUACCCAGAACAGAUGGCUGACAAACAGCUGCUGGCCACAUGGAAGAGGGUCAUCCAGGCGUGUGGAGGUGCUGUCGACCCCACCUUGACCGGCCGUUGCACACACCUGCUGUGUGAGAGCCAAGUCAGCAACAUGUAUGUACAGGCGCUCAGAGAGGGGAAACGCUGUGUAACCGCCCACUGGCUCAACACUGUCCUGAAGAGGAAGAGGAUGGUUCCUCCUCACCGGACGCUACAUCUGCCCUUCGCCUUCCCUCCUGGAGCCAAGCCCUGCUCUCAGCACAUUAUAUCAGUGACAGGGUUUGUGGAUGCCGACAGAGACGACCUGAAGUUGAUGGCCUACCUGGCGGGAGCCAGAUACACUGGAUACCUGUGUCGCAGUAACACAGUGCUCAUCUGUAAAGAACCCAGCGGACUGAAAUAUGAGAAGGCCAAGGAGUGGAAGAUCCCCUGUGUGAAUGCCCAGUGGCUGUGUGACAUACUGCUGGGCAACUUCGAAGCCCUGAGACAGAUUCAGCACAGCAGAUACUCCAUCUACACACACCCUGAACCACUGGUGCCUAACCCACAGCUGGUCCAGAACCUGCUGGCUGCCUGGAGGACGCCGAUCAAAGUGUCUCCUGAAGCUGUGGCGAAUCUCCAGCUGCUGCAGAAGCAGAAGAUCUCUGAUGCCACCAACCAGCCUCCGAACAAGAAGGCCAGACUGGAGGAGAUCCAGUGCCCCAGUAAGAAGCUUCCUCCAGAGUCCACUCCUCGAGUCAUGUUCACAGGCUUCGAGCCUCCUCAAGUCCAGCAGUACACAAAGAGGUUACAUGCUCUGGGUGGUGAGGUAGCAGACAGCAGUCAGAAGGUGACUCACCUGGUGGCCAGUAAAGUGACCCGCACCGUCAAGUUCCUCACCGCCAUGUCUGUGGUCAAACACAUCGUCAGCCCGGAGUGGCUGGAGGAGAGCUGGAGGAGCCAGAAGUUUGUGGAUGAGCAGAGUCACACUCUGAGGGAUGCCGAGGCGGAGGUGUUGUUUGGCUUCAGUCUGGAGGAGUCACUGAAGAGAGCCCACGGUGCUCCGCUCUUCAAGGGGAAGUACUUCUACCUCACCCCCGGGAUCUGCCCCAGCCUCAGCACCAUGAAGUCCAUCCUGGAGAGCGCUGGAGGAAAGCUGCUGGCCAAACAGCCGUCCUACAGGAAGAUCAUGGAGCACAAACAGAACAAGAACCUUCCGGAAAUCAUCUUAAUUUCCUGUGACAACGACCUCCACCUCCUCAGAGAGUACUUCUUGAAAAACAUUGAUGUCCACAACGCUGAGUUCAUCCUGACCGGAGUUCUGACCCAGAAACUGGACUAUGACUCAUAUAAAUUCACUUGAUGGCGAAGCGACGACGGCCGGAGGAGGAGGAGACGAUGACCCCCCCCCCCCCUGUACAGUCCAGCCACACUGACUUUUCUAUGUUUUUAUUUCUGUGCAUAGAUCCGAGUCAUUUUGUAGCCUUUUGUUACCUGUUGGAGAAUAAAUAAAUAAAUAAAUAAAUGGAUGUUAUUUUUGUGAAUGUUUACAUUAUGGAAGAUUUUAACCUUUUUCCUGUUGUUCUGAUAGAAUGUGUAAAAGCGUCAGCUGCUUUUUGAA